AUGAUGGCCAAUCCUGUAAUGCCGCCCAACCCCGCCAUGUCCAUGCCCCCUAAUAUGCCGCCGGGUAUGGCACCUGGCGGUAUGCCAAUGGGGAUGCACCCCGGACCCAUGCCCGGACAAGGAAUGCCUGGUAUGCCAAUGGGACCAAUGGGCGGGAUGGGGGUACCAAUGAUGCCAAAUGGUCCCCCUCAAAUGCACCCUGGCUUCCCUCCGCUGAGGUUGGACCUGAGGAUCGAAGAGAUGAACAGACGGUUGGAGGCUUUUGUACAGAGUAGAGUAAGUGGUUUGUUUGAGGUUUGUGGCUUUUAGGUUACGGUAUCAGGUUUUACAGAUGUUUUAUUUGGUUUAUACAUGUUGUAGUACAUUAAAAAUGUAACAUUAGUGUUUUUAGAAGAAAUUAUUGAUUUUAAGGUUUUAAACUUUGAAUUUUAGGCAAGUUUAAGCCCAGAACACAUUUCCCAAUGGUGGGAUGCCUUUUCCAACGAAUUCUUUGAGCCAGAAAGCUUCAUCACCUACUCAAUAUUGGAGAACCGACCUGAAGGAUUAAUUCCCAAGAAGUACAGUAAGUUUUCUUGCCUUAGUAUACUCAGUAGUAUUAAUAUACAUAAGUUUUUUUUACAAAAUUAAGGAUAUUUUUUGAGGAUGUUUCUCAUUAUCUAUAAGAUAAUCAUACUAAACUUUUCAGCCCUAAGCAGAACACUGAUCCCUCGCCUUUUCAUGACCUACAUGAACACCCUAACAGAUAUGAAAAUCAUAAUCAAAGCUCAACAAGAACGGUUUUGUGCUCAAGGUGCGGCGAUGGGAGUAGCAUUGGAUGCGGAGAUCGAUUGGGUAAUGAACAUGGAGAAGCCGGUCAAGAUCAACAUUACAGCGAUGUCAAAGUUUUUCAUCGAGUUUGGGAUGUUCGACGAGACAUUCAGCUACAGGAUAAAACAUAUGUUCAUCGACUGUAAAUAUGCGCAGGAAACGCCGCUGGAACCUGAUCAGGUAGGUAUUUGAUGUUGUAGUAGGGAAUGGAGAAAAAACUUGGCUUUUUUGGUUAAAAAGUGAAUAGAGCAUGAUGAAACACUAAAUAAAAAGUGAGGUUUAGGUAUUAUUUUCAAAGAUUAAACUUAGUUUUGUGGGGUUUUGGUCAAAAAGUAUGUAGAAAACAGUUGUUUUGUUGAAAAACUAAAAAAUUAUUGAUUUUAGGUAACAAUAGUCAAGAAAAGUAAAUUUUAACAUUUUUUUUGAUAAUAUUAAAGACAUCAUUUCAGAAAUACCCUCCCCAAACCGUCUGUGGAAUCCCUCGACCCAUCAUGGAGCUCCUGAAGAACGCCGAGAUCCUCGAACCCAUGAAACGAGUAAUGGCAGUCAGCAAAGGCUUCAACAUCUCCCCGCAAGAAAGCAUGAGGAAGGUGGUGUUCGAGAUGCAUCAGGCCAAGAACAACGAGAAGAACCAAGCGAUGCAGAAUCAGAUGAAUGCUCAACAGAUCCAAGCCCAGCCCCCGGAGGAAAAGGCGAAAACGACCAGGAAACGGUCGAGAAAGACGGCCGCAAACGGUGGGGCGCCAGCCACGACGGCACAGAGGAAGAAAGGUGGAGGUGCUCAGCCAGGACCAUCCGGGCCAGCACCUAAUGGCAUGGGCAUUCCUGGACAGCCUUUCCAGCCUGGGGUAGGUAGAAUUUUAUUUUUUUGGGGAAUUUGUUGUAGGUCAAUAUAUUAGUAUGGAUAAUAUAUUUUUAUUUUCAAGGGGCAUUCUGAUCUUCAAAAGUACUUUUUUAAAUAUUUUUUAAUUUUUGGUCCUUUAAUUUUGCAUUUUUUUAUUUCAAAAGUCUAAAAUCUCAAAAAUUUCAAAUUUGGUUAAUUUUCAAAUGUCGCAUUCAUGAUUAGUGAUGAAUAUUCCAAUCAUCAAGUACUAAAAUUAUGUUUGAUUCAGAACUUAAAUUUGUCUAUUUAUCAAUUUACAUAAUGUUUGGCUAAUGAUCUUGGAAUAACAACCAAUCUCGUGAUAUUCACCAUGAUUUUUGUCGUUGCUUCCGGGAAAUUGAUAUUACCUAGGGUCGGAUGCUUUUUUUUGGUAUUUUGUGUCACUGCGCUAAGCGUGGUACCUUUUUUCAUUCGGUACUGUUUCUAGGUCCUUCUAGGUUUCUUACACCCUAUACAUACCUAAUUAAUAUACCUCAACAUCUAAAACCAUAUAAUUUCAGUAUAACAUGCCAAUGGCUUCUACCGAGGUCCUCGUCGUGCACGAACCUUCAAUGUUGGGCUCGGACUAUGCUGAAAGUGAUGAACGAGCCAUCUCUCGAGUCGAGAACCCAUCGUACGAUCAGAAUGCCAACAACACGAUGCAGAGCUUGGACGGUCCUCUGAUGGGCCAGAACCAGAUGGCCAUGGGUAUGAAUGGAAUGAUGAUGCCACCGAACAGUAUGAACGGAUCGUGA
This is a messenger RNA of Bursaphelenchus okinawaensis, 2424 nucleotides long. The record is from the annotation of a GenBank genome assembly. Lineage: Eukaryota; Metazoa; Nematoda; Chromadorea; Rhabditida; Aphelenchoididae.